AUGGAGGUAGCCAACCCUUUUGCAAGCUUGGACGAGAAUGAGAAAUUGUACGCACACCACCUGUCCCGCGCAGCUUGGUACGGAACGAGGAUCAUCGUCCAGCAGGUUUCCCCUGAGGCGAACGAUAUCUUUGAUUUGAUACUUGAAGUACAUCGAAGUUGCGAGGGUGACUGGUCUGGUAUGACCACAGAACUAGGUAUAGAGCAAACUGAAAUGCAACAGUUCCUAAGUUAUGCCGCAACAUUUCUCUCAAAUAUCGGUAACUUCUACGGAAGAGGCGACCAAAAGUCCGUGCCAAAUAUCAGUCGCGACAUUCUGGUUAAGCUAGCCUCAAAAUCAGAUACUAGGCUGUUAGACAAGAUUGGCGAUGCACUUUUCAGUGGGCCACCUUUCGGCCUGGGCUCCCCAUCUGUUUCAACGCAGAGUCGAUACUACCCUGAGGGAUCGUUUAGAAUUACGGAACAGCAGAUACAAGCUGUUUCGAAGGUCAUGGAGCUGAAUCGUGUAUGA
Messenger RNA from Lithohypha guttulata, 510 nucleotides. RefSeq lists its product as uncharacterized. NCBI's taxonomy places the organism in Eukaryota, Fungi, Ascomycota, Eurotiomycetes, Chaetothyriales, Trichomeriaceae. Gene Ontology annotation, cellular component: cytoplasm. The record is from RefSeq and is a predicted model, not a curated record. Bases 1 to 510 code for a protein of 169 amino acids. Gene Ontology annotation, molecular function: dipeptidyl-peptidase activity. The transcript has a single exon.